This is a messenger RNA of Solanum pennellii, 1536 nucleotides long. Its product is annotated as premnaspirodiene oxygenase-like. The record is from RefSeq and is a predicted model, not a curated record. Lineage: Eukaryota; Viridiplantae; Streptophyta; Magnoliopsida; Solanales; Solanaceae. Bases 1 to 1536 code for a protein of 511 amino acids. The transcript is spliced from 2 exons. Gene Ontology annotation, molecular function: monooxygenase activity; iron ion binding; oxidoreductase activity, acting on paired donors, with incorporation or reduction of molecular oxygen.
AUGGAGUCCUCUCUUAAUUUCAACUUACUUACAUUGCUUCUCUUCUUAUCAUCCCUCUUUAUUAUUCUAUUCACCAGGCAAUGGAAACAUCAAAAACAAAUCACCAGAUUCCCUCCUCCAGGUCCAUGGAAACUUCCCUUUAUUGGAAGUCUUCAUCACUUAAUCGGAGGAGGACUUCCACAUCGCGUCCUUAGAAAUUUAUCGCAAAGAUAUGGACCUAUUAUGUACUUGCAACUCGGGCAAGUUCCUACCGUGGUCAUAUCAUCACCUACUAUUGCGAAACAAGUUUUAAAAACUCAUGAUCUCGCCUUUGUUGAUAGGCCACAACUUACAUCACUAAGCAUCAUAUUUUACAAUUUUAAAGACAUUGCAUUUAGUCAAUAUGGUGACUACUGGAGACAAAUGCGUAAAAUUUGUAUGAUUGAACUUCUCAGUACAAAGAUGGUCAAGACAUUUGGUGCAAUUAGGCAGGAUGAGAUUUCAAGUCUCGUUUCAUCAAUUCGUUCCAUGAGGGGUUCUACAAUCAACAUGACGGAAAAGAUUUUUCUGUUUUCCAACUCUAUCAUUUGUAGAUCAGCCUUUGGAAAAAUAUGCAAAGAUCGAGACGAGUUCAUAACAAUUUUGAAGGAAAUACUAUUACUGACUGGAGGAUUUGAUGUGGCUGAUCUGUUCCCUUCGUGGAAGUUACUUCACAAGAUAACCGGUACGAAAUCUAGAUUGAUUAGUGCCCAUAAGAAGGUCGAUAUAGUUAUGGAGGAGAUCCUGAAUGAGCAUAUCGAAAAUAAGGCAGCUGGGAAGAAGGGAAACGGUGAAUUUGGAGACGAAGAUUUGGUUGAUGUUUUCCUAAGGGUGAAAGAGAACGCGGAACUUCAAUUUCCAAUCACAAAUGACCAUAUUAAAGCUGUGAUUUUUGACAUCUUUCUGGCUGGAACUGAAACAUCAAAUACAGUUCUUAUUUGGGCAUUUGCAGAAUUAAUGAAGAACCCACAUAUCAUGGCGAAGGCCCAAAGUGAAGUGAGACGAGUCUUUAAGGGAAAGAAAAAACACGAUGAAGAAGAUUUUGAAGAGUUGACAUACCUUAAGUUAGUGGUUAAGGAAGCAUUAAGGCUACAUCUUCCGGCUCCUUUAAUAACGCCUAGGGAAUGUAGGGAGCAAACAGAUAUAAACGGAUAUAUCAUACCUAUUAAGACAAGGGUACUAGUCAAUGCAUGGGCACUCGCGAGAGAUCCUGAAAGUUGGGAUGACCCUGAAAGUUUUAUACCAGAGAGAUUUGAGAACUCGUCUAUUGACUUCAAAGGAAAUCACUUUGAGUUUAUUCCGUUUGGUGCAGGAAGAAGGAUGUGUCCGGGAAUGUUAUUUGGUUUAGCGAAUGUUACACAUCCUCUGGCUCAGUUACUUCUCCACUUCAAAUGGGAUCUCCCUAAUGGAACUAAUCCGAAACAUUUGGAUAUGACUGAAACAGGCGGAAUAGCAGCAACGAAAAUGAAAAAUCUAUUGUUAGUUGCGACGUGUCAUAGGAAUGAAGAAGAAUUUUGA